CCACUUUGGUCCUCUGAGCUAUGUUGUUUGGGUGGCCGACGCGCGUCGGUGCUCCUUUGUUACGAGACCAACAAUACAGCUUCGGUAUGCAUGCACAUUUUAUACCAGCCUUCUUUGCAUGUCUUGUGUGCGCCCUCGACUGCUGCCGGCAGCAGACCGCGAAGGCUCGGCUAAAAGUUUACGUGCACUGAGAAGAAUGAGACCGUAUAAAACACCGGAAUCCACAAGCAAUGGUAAAGUGGGUUAGGAAGACGACGUCAAGCCCAUCUCGUUUUGUGCCUGCCUUCUUUUUCAACGUCGCGUCACUGGCGACUGCGGCGGACACCGUCCGUACUACCUAGCUCGUGCCCGUAGCCCCAUUAUUUUUCGACGCUUGGCUAGCUUUGCCGAGGAUCGUAUGCUAGCUGCUAGCACGACACGGAUCGCACUCCGCGCGAGUGGCAAGGUAGCACCAUGUAGCACAGAUCGGCUUGGCGCAAAGCCACGGCCUCUAUGCCACGGCCACGGACGACCGGCCGCAUCGGUGGGUGCAUCGGCUGCGGCGGCAGCACUGUCGAGCUGUCGACAUACAAGACGCGCUAGGGACGUGCUUUGCAACCGGAAGGCGUCCCCGGCUGUGUCGAGCGGCUGAUGGUACGAUCAGAUUGGAGUAGUGUAGCGGGUGUAGCUGUGGCUAGGUUUGGGGGGGACGGACAGAGCGGAGCGUAUUCAAUGGGGUAAAAUCGAAACACUCGAGCUCGAUGAAGUUCGUCGCGUACUGGGCCCUCCUUACGUCGUGCUUCACGUGCGUUCGAUGCUUCCGUUGCAGCUACGUCCCGCCAAAGAUCGAAGAUGUGCUUAACCCGGUGCACUUAGAACCUUCAUCGCAUGUAAGAAAACGAAGCAUUAGUCAACCUCUAAGAAUCAAGGUGUUCUACGAUAAAAGCGUUUUCAGGUUGCAGCCGGAGAAAUUCGGGAUAAUAAAUGACACAAUCUUACCUGAGGCACUUGCGUACUGGGAGAGGACUCUUAUGGUCAGGCCAACUCUAGUGCCUAUAAGGUUGAACAGGAAAUGUCCAAACAACCAAGCCUUCUCACCAGAUCAGGACCCGUACCUUUACUGCAAUGAACAUUGCGAGAACGAGACAACCUGCGGCGAAGUAGUCGUUCCUGAAGAGCAUUUAGAGCCUUGCAGAGUAUGUGACCGCACGGGCCGCUACUGCCGGACGAAGGGGAGUGCUGGCCGAGGUAUACCUGAUGCUGACUUUGUGUUUUACGUGUCAGCCAUGCAGACUGAUCGCUGCUUCAAGGGCCAAACCGUUGCUUAUGCGGCCCAUUGUCAGCAAGAAGCGUCAACUGAUAGACCUAUUGCUGGCCACGCCAACCUCUGUCCCGACUCAAUCUCUACAAAGCCGCAAGAUAUGGACACCCUGCUGUCCACUGUGAAACAUGAAAUUCUUCAUGCCUUGGGUUUUUCGGUGAGCUUAUAUGCAUAUUUUCGUGACAAAAAUGGCUAUCCAUUGACACCUCGAGAACGGAAUGGAAAACCAGCAGUGAACAAAGAGUUGCAGACACACAAAUGGAGCGACCGUGUCAUGAAGAAAAUUAUUAGGCAUGACUGGAAGAUACAUAGUGGAUCUAUGAGCAAGGAAUUUUGGAUCAUGGUUACACCUCGUGUUGUGGCAAAAGUUAGGCUCCACUUCAACUGCUCCGAGCUGAAAGGUGCCGAGAUGGAAGACCAAGGGGAGGAUGGAACAAGGCUGACACAUUGGGAGAAGCGGCUGUUUGAGAAUGAAGCAAUGACUGGAACCCAUACCCAGAACCCGGUGUAUUCAAGGAUUACCUUGGCUCUCAUGGAGGAUACAGGGUGGUACCUUCCGAACUAUGACCAAGCACAGCCGCUCAAGUGGGGCCACAACCUCGGCUGUGACUUUGCUCUCAAGAGCUGCAAGGAAUGGAUUGACAACCGUCGAGAGAGGGGCCUGACCAUCCAUCCCUUUUGUGACAAAGUGAAGAAAGACCCCUUGGAGACAGAGUGCACAGAGAGCCGAGAUUCUGUUGCCUUGUGUAAUCUAGUCGACCACGGUGAAUACCUGCCUAAGAGGUUUCAGAAUUUUGAUUAUAUCCCUGGUGUGCCUUCCACAGACCUAGGCAGACACGGUGGUUCUGUAAUACUGGCAGACUAUUGCCCUUACAUUCAGGAGUUCACUUGGAAAUCGAAAAACACUGUUGUACGAGGAUCACAGUGCCAGUUUGAAGAGAACAGUCCUCAGGAAGAAAAGAACUUUGCGCUGGAGUACUAUGGGCCUGGCUCCAAAUGCUUCAACCACAACAAGGAGACGUGGCAGGAACGGACAUGCAGCCAAGUGCGCCAGUGGCAGCACUGGGGCAGUGGUUGUUACAAGUACUCAUGCUCCAGUGGGCGACUACACAUAGAGGUGGCCAACCACACAUACACAUGCUACCACUCCAAGCAAGAGAUCCGGAUUCAGCUGUAUGCCAAUGGCUGGCUCCACAUUGGUGCUAUUGUGUGUCCAUCAUGCCGUGAUGUCUGCACAGAUGAGAGCAUGGAGUGUGAUGCAGACUUGGUGAAGGCAAGUUAUGUCCUGGCCGAGAAGCAGUUCCACAAGGACAUGCUGUAUUGUCACAGUGUGGACCUUCACGCUAGCACCGUGCUGUGCUUAGCACUAUGCCUUCUGGUUGUCAUUAGGUGACGAAUGCUUUUUACUUGGGAUGUGAGGUAAAUAUCACCUGUUUGACCAUUUUGUGACAAAGGAGCGAGCCUACCAGGAAGUGCGCCAACUGUAAAUUGUCAUCCCGAUCAGAAUUCGAAGCAUAUCACAGUGAUGGCUAAAGUGUUGUGCUGGUAACAUAAAAGGAGCUCUGCAAAACCUACUGCUCUACAUUAGACAAAGCUCCCUGCACCACAUGCAAUGGUCACGGUACUCUUCACAUGCAAACAAAAUCACAUGGUAAGGGCAGGGCAGUGGUUCACUGGCAGUUCAGUCAUGGCAUUAUACAAAACACAUGUUGUUGUCAUAGUAAUGGUGUCAUUCUUUCUGUAAUUAUCGAGUUAGAAAUAAGUAAAUGUAAGUAAGUGACUAAAUAAGGUGGAAAGCAGCCGGCUUGGAACCUUGACUCUUUUAAUUCAGAGUCGGGUUCCUCACCCAAAUGCACCACCUGAUCCUGGUUGAUGGGAAGCUGUUGAUUGGCACAACAUAUGUGCCAGAAAGAUGCGAUGCUUCGUGGUGCAUCUGCAGGUCUCUGCGAAAGAACAGACCAGAGGAAGUUCUAGUGUGUUUCACACGGCACUGGAACGGAACCAUUGGCGACGGAGCUUAUUGAGAACAGGCACUAGGCUGUAUCACAGGACAUCUCCGCAAGGAAAAUUUUUUUCUAUUAUGUCAUCAGGACAGUCCCUAUGCAGAGUUGUCCUGCCUUUAUUCUUUUUUUCCCCACCUGUAAAUGGGCUCUGGUCUCCUCUUACUCAACACCUGCGAAUUGUGGCUUUCAUAUGUAGCAAGGACAAUGUUGGUUCUUUACAAAUGUGCCUGUUAAAAAAUGCAAAAAUGUUUGUGUAUUUAGAAUUAGGUGCACAUUAAAGAACCCCAGGUGAUCAAAAUUAAUCCAGAGCCCCUAUUACAUCAUGCCUUAUAAUCAAAUUGUUGUUUUGGCACCUAAAACCCCAUAAUUUCAUUUUUACAGCAGUCGUGCAUUGUGCUUAUGCCCAGAGAGCUUGUCUGAAAGGUCUAUAAAGUAGAAUUAACCACAAGAAGAUAAAAAUGUGGUGGGCAUUGCAGGGGCCCCCUUCAUAUAGGAGAGCUGGAGCACACUUCUUCUUUCACAUUUGUGUGCUUCAAUUUUGUCAACCUUUUGAUGGUUUUAUCUAUCCAUAAUUUGCGUACUAUUGCCAUGUCAAGUGUUACUUGCCCUUAUUGUAAAGCAUUGACAGCGCUGGCUACUACAGCAUUACGCACAGUAACGAUCACUGUGUGUCGCAAUAAAUUAGACUCGGUAAACAUUGUCAUCAAUGUGCAAAACAACCUCCACAUCACUGUUAAUCUGAAAUUGGGCUGCGACGUGCACCAUAUGGGAGUGUUUGCUCAUUUGUGUGAAAAUAGUCAUUACAUGUGAACUUGUGCAGUACAUGUGACUUGUGGCUGUGUUUUUGUUAGGGCUGGAAGAGAAUUGAUGCCAGGUCUGUGUUUGACUGUGCAUUAUCAAGGGAUGGGUAACAUUGCUCUGUGUAUGUUGUGAAUAAGGCAGUGGUUCUAUGUGUGUGGCCACGCAUACUAAGCAUAGGGAAAGUGUGUUUCACAACCUUGCUUCCUGUGUAUGCUGAAAAGCAGAACGCCAUGAAAAAAAUGUAUAUUUUAUCUAUACACACAGCCUCAUGUGCUGCACAAACAUCUUAAAUCAUACUAUGGCUCUCUCUGCCACAUUUCAGCUUUGCCCCAAUUUUCUAUUUUGCGCACACUUUCAGAGCAUAAAUAAUUUCAUGAAAAAGUGGCUUAUGUAAUGGCACUUUCUUUUUUUUCUUUUUGAAAGAUGUUACAAGUGAAGUGCAAGAGUUGCUUGCUGCAUUUUGUUGGACUUGGAAUGUGUGGCAUUAAGUCUAGAGACAGUUCUACAAUGCAGUAUACUGUUGAGCAUACUAUUUUAGAAAUAUUUUUUUUUCUAAACCUGCACUGAGCUUUAAUUACGCUUAGCAUAUCACCUCCUGCAAUGUGCCAGCAAGAUCUGGAAAAUGUGGCAACAAGUUUUUUUGUACUGUGUAGUGACUUCAAGAUCAGCAUUCAAGAACUUUUAAUGAAAUAAACUGUAGAAGUUAUGCACAGCAUGUUAGUGUAACUCUACUAUUUGGCCAGGCAAAGACAAUUUGCACGUUCUAACUCCAACAAAGGGACACUUGGCAAGAAAUAAUCAAACAUUUCAAUUGUGGACCUAUAUUUGCAGUAUGAUGUUGAAGGUGACCAGUAAAGCUGACCCACUUUGAAUGCACUAUGAUGCAUCAUAACAUCAUUAGGAUUAAAAUAACAGUUAAUUUCUACCAUAUUUUAGUUUGUUAUUGCUGUCCUGGAGGAAUAAGCCUUGUUUCCCUUUCAAUGCAAUGUGUGCAUUUGAAAUUAUCAGAAGCUAAGCUUUGAAUGAGUUACUCAGAUAUUUUUAAUAUAUAAAUUUACCUUAUAUUAGAUUGUCGGGUUGUUGUUUUAGUCCUUUUAAUUUUCCAUCAUGCCACGUACAUUCCCACCAGUAUCACAUUGUUGUUGCGCAAAGUAAUGAUGUACGCACUUUAUCUUGUUAUGUGCUGUAUUACUGUGGUUUUGAACAUGCCUCCUUCUGUAACGGUUGGCAUGUUUUUUAUGUCUGGAGAAAUGGCUUGAAUAUCUAGGCAAAUGGUUCAAAUAUUUCGACGAAUGGUGUUUGCCAGAUGUAGUUCAUGCAUACAUUUCCAUGUCAGUCAUCUUGUUCCUUGCAUGCAUCAUCAGAGAAUAUUUACUUUUAUCUGUGCACCUUUUCGUUCUAAUGAUAGAGCCUGCAUUCAACCUUUGCCUGUAGGUUUACCGGCAUAAAUUUGGCAUUGCUAACGAACAGACUUGUGGUCGUCCUUGUUACUUUUGUUAUUUUCACCAUUAAGAGUUUUCAGGCCUGUGGAUUGCAUAAAACAUGGGUCCAUUUAGAAGAGGCAACGUUCAUCAUUUAUUGAAACUGAGUUUUCUUCAUUGUCACUGUGUUUGCAUCUCAACCACUACUACACUGUUAUGCACUGGUGCUUAUACUGGGCAUACCAAGAAAUUUCUGGGGAAUUCUAUAGAGGCACACACAGUAGUGUUAGAUUUUGAGGCCACAUGGAUCCUGAAAAGUAUUUCUCCAGAGCCUAAGAUUGCAACUUCGGGUUCAGCAAUGCAUUCCUCACUACCAUGUGUGACAACCACACUGUGACUGUAGUUUGCAGGCUUCAUGCCUAACUUUCACAGAAAUAUACAUAGCUUGCUUUGUUUAUGGGCUUUUUAGCCUUCAGUAAUAUACUUGCUCUGGUGUAUGAAAGCCCAGUAUUUUUCUCAUGCUUUCAUUGGUGUGCUGCUGCACUGCUAUUUCACUCAUAAACAUCAUUGGUAAGGUUAUUGCAAAGGCUUCAUCAACGAAUAUUGUCUUGUGCUUUCACUGUAGAAUAAGCCUUUUUCCUUUGUUCUAUUUAGCAGGCCAAAUGCUCUGCUUCCUUGUAUCAUAUGCCAUCUGUCAUCAAUUUUUGUUUUUUUCAUCAAGGUGUUGCUACGAAGCUUGUUUUUAAACAGUUGACUUCUGUGUCUGCGCUGCCCUUUCAGCAUGGCCUGCUUUAUUUGCACUUGUUUAUGUUCCUUCUUGUACUUCAGUCAUGCCAGAGUAGGAGGAGAAUCUGCCGCAUUGCAUGCUAUUUAUUCUUGUUUUAUUUACUCAAAUGUCUACUUUUUACUUUGUACAGACCCAUGUGCCAUUGUGAAUGGCAAGCACUUCAUGUUUUCAGGCCCACAGAUUGUUUAGUGUGUAUGUUUGGAAGUGCUGCAUGUUCCUUAAAGCAUGUACUGUUUCCUGAAUCGUUGUAAUGAUGAAGUUUGUGUUAUGUGGGAUGCUAGUUUGGAGUGCGUAUGUGAUGUAUGUUCAGGUGGGUGCACUAGCGAUUGCAACCCCAUGUAUACCACUGUCUCAACAGUGUCAGAAUGGCCCCUUCAGGUUCCCUUGUGUGCAAUCUGCCUUAUAUAUAGCACUGCAGCGCCACCUCGCAGAAAUAAAAUAGCAGGCAUUGAACCACCACAACAGCAGGCAGGCACAUGGCAUGAACUAACCUGCAGCACCUUCACAUGCUUACCUAUUGUGUUAGUGAUCUUCGUUUUACAUUAAUGGAAGUUUCCAAAGCUGGAUUUGAGGUCUACUUUGGCAUCAGGUGCUCAGACUUAUUUUUUUGUCUAUAUUAUUAUUAUUUUUCUAGCAAAUUAAUGCACAUUACAUCUCUUGAUUUGAUAAAUAUAGUAUUACUGGUGCAGUUAAUCUCCGAAAUAUAUAUCAAAGACAUCUGCUCCGAAAGAGAGACUCUUCCCAAACACAUGUGAAAAGGAAUUAGUAAUGGAAAGCAUCCAGGUGCUGAAGUGCUGAAACUCAAAUGCCAAACGUGAACCAAGUUGACGAGUGCGGCUCGUCCCCGACAAGCAAAGCAGAAAAAGCUGUGGCCUGGAUGAGUAUGGCUCAGGCAUAAUAGUGUUAAUUAUUAGCCUAUCUACAAGACUGAACACCAAAGAGAGAAAUUUGCAUCAGGCUAGGACAUCACAGCAAUGUCUUGCCACUUGCCAGCAUAUCUGUCUAUGUUUUACUGACACAGAUAUGUUAUACCUGUAUGAGCGAAAGCAAUUGGGUGUGUCAUUUUCUUAUGUAGAGGGGUGCAAAUUUUCUACAACUAUCCACAUUUUGUUCCAAACCAGUACUGUACGAGCACUGCAAAUCUUUUAAGUGUUGCAUGCCUGUCUGCUGCAUAAAGCCCUGCAAAACUAUUGGUUUCACUAAGAACUUUAAGUGGCUAACACCAACAAAUCUGCUUGCACCUUUUCAUGCAUAUCUUAUAUCGGUGCACGAUAGCCGUGAAAUUUAUUCUAUGUACACCCGUCUUUGAGGCGCAUAGUCAGACCUUCCAGUGUUGCUGGUCAUGGUUAACAAAAAUUUCUGAGCCACUGUGAUUUGUUCCAAGAUGCUUGCAACACAAAAUUGGUUCAUGUCCAGGUCAUCAACGAUGCCAGCUCUCCUAGUCUCGCAUGUCAUUUUCUCUCCAAUCCAUGGGUGCCUGCUAAAACGUUUGUUUUCAGGGCUCGCCACUAGAGCGCAUGGUAUGUGCACGACAGUCAUGCAUAAGGCAGUGCAACUCUAGAUUACAAACUGAGAAUCACAAGCAGUUAAAAAAAUUAUUUUCAAAACUGUAAUGCACGCAUAUUGGAGCACAUCUGAUUCUACCUGUGUAAUGAAAUUAUUUGUCAAGCAUAAGGUACAUGGGAAAAAUUGCUUUUAAUGCUGCCCAGGACAGUAAUAGAUGACUGGAAUGUAUGUUUUCUUCUUUUAGCAUUAUUGUUUUGCUUAAUUUAAACAAAAUUACAUUCACGCUCAUGUGAAAGAGCUUGAUAGUGUGUACUUACUUUUCGUUGCAUGCAUAUCUUUAUAAGUCUGUACUUCAGCUACCGAAAAAGUGCAGAGUGGCCCUUUGAUGGUGCUUACUUAUGUCUCCUUCUGACGCGUCUUUACUAUUACGUGUUCCUGAACCAUCAUCGAAGUAAGCCUUUACAUUAGACUCUAGGCAGGCCAUUUGAACCGUGUGGAGGAUUCUGUUGUUGCUUUGAGGUAUAGCACUUAAUUUGUGCCUUGAAGAACCUUGGAUCAAAUUCUAAAAAAUACUGUCAUUAAUUUUUUUUUUCUUAGCAUGAGAUUUGUGCUAAGGCCAUACAAACCAGUUAACGAGACUGAGCAAACCAACUAUGACAGUUAUUGGCGUGAAAUGUUCUUCCAUAUUUGGGGCACUGUGGUUGCAGAUGGUACAUGUGAACCUCAGGUUUUAUGAAGUCGCGUCCAACACUAAAAUACCUUUUUUUUUAAUAUCCAUUAUAUUGUUACAUCUGUGUUUAAUAUCUUGGCAUUCAACUGUACGAUUAUGUAGUCUUAGCAGGUUCUUGCUUGUAAUUAUUUUUAUCUUGCAAGUUAUCACUAAAACACCGGUAUCCUCUGAGAACAUUGCAUUUGAAACAUUUUUGUUCCCCCCCCCCUUUUUUUUUUUAAAGUUUCAACUGGUGUUUCCACAUGUAGAAUCAGAGGAACUUGUUUAGAGAUUAUAAAUCUUUACCAUGCUUUGCUACUGUCAGUCUGUAAAUAUGUGGAUGUUGCAAGAAUUCUGUUAAAUUUGAAUUUCCAACUGACGGACUUGCUUGGCAUCUGAAGGGGAUAACUUCUAUGAGCGGCAUUUGUUGUGGGCCUACAACGAUUCACCAUGUGUUAUCGAUAUGACAACUGUGCACCUGUUUUGGUGUCAGUGACCAGUAUUUCUUCAGCUACAAAUUUUUACUUUCAUCUUUAUCAAUUUUACAUGCUACAUUACCUUACUGUUCACCCAUCUUUGUUGUAUUUUUACAAUGGGAAUGUGUUCUUUGUUCAUACUCAUGUUUGUCUGUGCUUCAAAGCUGAGCAAUGUACUUUUACCCAAAUGUUGAUACUCUGAAUGAAUUGAGAAUUUUUUUUUUUUUUUUUUUUUUAAGAUCAUGUCAGCAUAACGUUGGCGCUAGCAAGCUUGUGCCGUCUAAUGUGCAUGCUGAAGGUUGCAACAGUAUAACUGUCAUCUGAGGUAAUUUCAGCUUAUAGUUUUACUUCAGUAACAAUACCUUUUUUCACUCAUUAGAGCAACUGUACCCCAAAUCUGAAAUGCAUAUAUUUCUGGACACAUUUUGUGUUCUUGCAUUGUGCAUUGUCAUUUGCAUUGUCAUGUUUGCUUGCUGCAUUCGCUUUUCAUAAAAUGAACCCUCCUAACCCCCCCCCCCCCCCCUUCAAAAAAAAGAAGAAAAAAAAGACCCUCCAUUUUGAAUUAAUGUGUAGAAGCCAUGAUGCCUCAGUACUCUGCAAGGUGUCUGGGGAUGUUGCCCAUCACAAGUGGAUUUUUCAUUCUGGUGUCAAGAUCAACCAUUGCAGUCAUGCUCAUAUUGCUUUGUGCUUACUUCUGUAUUUGUAACUUCAGUGCGUAACUGAACAUAAAUAAAUGUACCUUGCGUUGGAA
Molecule: messenger RNA, 9754 nt
Organism: Dermacentor andersoni
Lineage: Eukaryota; Metazoa; Arthropoda; Arachnida; Ixodida; Ixodidae
Gene: Invadolysin
Product: leishmanolysin-like peptidase, invadolysin
Biological process (GO): cell adhesion; proteolysis
Cellular component (GO): cytoplasm; membrane
Molecular function (GO): metalloendopeptidase activity
Source: RefSeq, a predicted model, not a curated record